AUGAGCACUGUGUGUGAAGCCAAUGGCACCUUUGCCAUCCAACUGUUGAAGAUGCUCUGUCAACAUGACCCUUUCAAAAAUGUAUGUUUUUCUCCUGUAAGCAUCUCCUCUGCUCUAGCUAUGGUCCUCUUGGGGGCGAAGGGAGACACUGCAGCCCAGAUAGCUCAGGCACUUGGUUUAAGCCCAGAGAAAGACGUUCACCAGGGCUUCCAGUUGCUUCUCAGUCACCUGAACAAGCCAGGCAGAAAGUAUGCGCUUAGAAUGGCCAACAGGCUCUUUGCAGAGAGCACUUUUGAAUUGCUCCCAGCCUUUAAGGAGUCCUGUCUUCAGUUCUAUCACUCAGAGAUGGAGCAGCUCUCCUUUGUCACAGCUGCAGAGGAGUCCAGGAAACACAUAAACACAUGGGUCUCCAAACAGACUGAAGGAAAAAUUCCAGAGCUGUUGUCAGGUGACUCUGUUGAUCCAGGAACCAGGCUGAUUCUUGUCAAUGCCUUAUAUUUAAAAGGAAAGUGGUAUCAACCUUUUGAUGGAGAAACCACCAGGGAAAUGCCUUUUAAAAUAAAUGAGAAGGAGGAAAGGCCAGUGCAGAUGAUGAAUCAGGAAAACAUGUUUAACCUCAUAUAUGUGAAUGAAGUACAGGCAGAAAUACUGGAGAUACCCUAUGAGGGCAUGGAGCUGAGCAUGUUCAUCCUGCUCCCAAAGGAAGGUGUGGACCUCAGCAAGGUAGAAAACAAUCUCACUUUUGAGAAGUUAACAGCCUGGACCAAACCUGGUUUUAUGAAGAAAACUUGGAUUUAUGUUUACCUUCCAAAAUUUACACUGCAAGAGGAUUAUGACAUGAAAUCUCUGUUCCCGAAGUUGGGAGUGGUGGAUGUCUUCCAUGAGGACACAGCUGACUUAUCAGCCAUGUUCCCGGAGAGAGGCCUCUGUGUGACCAUGUUUGUUCACAAGAGUGUGGUGGAGGUCAAUGAGGAUGGCACUGAGGCUGCAGCAGGGUCAGCUGCUCACGUUUCCCCAGAUUGUGCUAGCCUAUGCCCAGUGUUCUGUGCUGACCACCCCUUCCUUUUCUUCAUCAGGCACAACAAAACCAACAGCAUCCUGUUCUGUGGCAGGUUCUCAUCUCCAUAAAGGCACAUUAACUA
Acomys russatus (golden spiny mouse) is the source of this 1142-nucleotide messenger RNA. Its product is annotated as serpin B9-like. The transcript has 6 exons. The record is from RefSeq and is a predicted model, not a curated record. Gene Ontology annotation, biological process: negative regulation of endopeptidase activity. Gene Ontology annotation, cellular component: cytoplasm. Gene Ontology annotation, molecular function: serine-type endopeptidase inhibitor activity. Lineage: Eukaryota; Metazoa; Chordata; Mammalia; Rodentia; Muridae. The coding region runs from base 1 to 1128 and encodes 375 amino acids.